AUGAGUGAAUUACGGUGUAUACACACACCACUUACAUAUCAACACUUUGACUGCCUCGGUGGUGUAGUGGUUAGCAAGUACGGCCGCACACCCGGAGGUCCUGGGUUCGAGUCCCGGGUCGGGCCAAGUUUAGUUAUUGAGUCUUUCUGCACAGUAAGCCUCAGUAACAGCCCGGAGUUGGGAAGUUGGCGGUGUUUCACCCCCGUGCCUCGGAGAGCACGUAAAGCCGUCGGUCCUGCGCCU
Messenger RNA from Brenthis ino (lesser marbled fritillary), 243 nucleotides. Lineage: Eukaryota; Metazoa; Arthropoda; Insecta; Lepidoptera; Nymphalidae. The record is from the annotation of a GenBank genome assembly.